GUGCAUCCAACAACGGGAGUCAAAAACCACCACCACGAAUUAUUUCGCCCGAAGAUAUAUAUUUGUAGCGCUGUUACCCGCAAAGGAAACACUGUUUCACUCUCGUUGGUGCAUUCUCUGCCGACAUACCCGCUCCUUCAACUUAUAUACACACACACACACGCACCCGCGUAUACUCUCACGCGUCUUCGGAACUGGUCCACCUGACCGCGUGCUUCUUGCCUUUGUUUGCUUCCUUCUCGCUUUUUCUUUUUGCGGCCUCUUCUUCCGUUUCUUUUCUUUUUGCUGAGGCGGUUCUCCUUUCGGACACGAAGACCCUCGCGGACAUCGAUGCGUGACGUCGCUGCAGCGCCCAACGACUGAAUUCACCGCCAACUUUACGUCUCUUGUUUUUUUCUGUCUCUCCCUUCUUGUCUCCUCCUACUUUUCGACGUCGCUUGUGCCUUUGCUACAAGCAUUGCACCCCUUACUAAAUUCCUUCACGUAGAGAGGAAAAGCCGCCGUUUUGUGGUUCAGUGAAUCCGAGUCGCAGCACUUUCCUGGUGCUUGUCCUGUUCCGCUUUUACACUUGCUCUCAUGGCGUCGGCUCCGCAGACGACGGCGGAGAUCGUCGCGGACGGGAGGGAGACGGUGUGGGAUGUUCUCAAGCAAGAAUCGAAGGAGCUGCGGUGGUACGUGCUGGCCGUAGCGUGCUUCCUGACGUUUGGCAGCUACUACAUUUACGAUUUCCCAGGCUCUAUUGGAAGUGGUAGCGGCAACACGAUUGAGAACUUCUUUAAGAGCCACGGGCACUUCUACACGGAGAGUAUGAACCAGUACCUGUACAGUGUGUACUCGUGGCCUAACACCGUUCUUUCCGUCGUGGGUGGGCUGCUGAUCGACAAGUAUCUUGGACUGCGCCGCGCCAUGCUGCUCUUCACGUCUUUGAUCCUCGCCGGUUCGGUGCUCUUCUACAUCGGUGUGCACAACACCACGUAUUGGAUGCUGAUUGUCGGGCGUAUUGUGUUCGGACUUGGUGGGGAAUCGCUCUCCGUCUCGCAGUCCGCCUUCGUGGCGCGGUGGUUCAAAGGCUGCCGAGGAAUGGCGCUGGCUUUUGGCAUCACCAUCAGCUUCUCCCGCGUCGGCUCCUCCUUCAACUUUCUCUUUUCGCCGUUGAUUGCCAACAAUUGGGGCGUCGAGGCUGCUGCCAUUGCAGGCACCGGUGCGUGUGUCGUCUCCGUCGGCGCGUGUAGCGUGUUGGUGUUAGCCGACCGCUACGCGGAGCGCACGGGCUACUUGACGCCGACGACCGAGGAGGAAGGCGCGGCGGAGGCGGAUGCGAAUGCGAUGAAGCUGUCGGACGUGGUGCGGAUGCCCUUCGCCUACUGGCUGCUCUGUGCCGUGUGCGUCUUCUGCUACACCGCCAUCUUUCCGUUUAUGGGGGUGGGAAAAAACUUCUUUGAGGUGAAGUACGGCUACAGCGGCGACACGGCGGCCCGUUAUUUGUCGUUUUACCAAAUCACCUCCGCGGUGGCGAGCCCGGUGAUUGGGUUAGUGGUGGAUGCGGUGGGUCGCAACACGCACUGGCUCAUCCUCGCGUGCUCCUGUUUUGCGUCGAUUCAUGUGGUGUUCAUGACGACAAUGAUCCCUGCGCCGGUGCUGAUGGUGCUGAUGGGUGGCUUUUACAGCUUCCUCGUGUCAGGGCUUUGGCCUUCGAUUCCAUGGGUGGUGCCGGACAACGUUGUGGGCGUGGCGUACGGCGCGAUGACCUCCAUCCAAAACAUCGGUUUGGCGUCGUUUCCAAUGCUUGCCGGGGCCAUCUUGGAUCAUUUCCGGCGAUACAAUGGCGGUGGAAAUGGCAGCAGCAGCAGCAGCAGUAGCAGCGGCAGCAGUGGUGCGUUGCUUGCGCAAGACCUGCCGCCGCUCGUGGGCUUCAUGUGGACCGAGGCGCUCUUUCUCCUCUCCGCGUUGGUGGCUCUCUUAGCCAGUGUGGUGCUGCUCUCCGAGGAUCGCCGCACCGGUGGCGUGCUCAGCGCACCGAGUCACAUGCGACUACAGAUUGUGGAGGGCCUGCGGCGGCAGCGGCAGGACUUCGAGGACGUGGUCCCGGAUCUGGAAAACGUGGUCUACGACGAGGAGGACGAGCACAACGCCGAUACGGAGUCGUUGGCGGGGGCGGCGCUGACUGACGCGCUGCCGAUCGCGUCGGAGGCUCCUGUGUGCCCACCAAAGAAAAGUUAA
Leptomonas pyrrhocoris is the source of this 2220-nucleotide messenger RNA. RefSeq lists its product as hypothetical. The record is from RefSeq and is a predicted model, not a curated record. The coding region runs from base 577 to 2220 and encodes 547 amino acids. Gene Ontology annotation, biological process: transmembrane transport. Gene Ontology annotation, molecular function: transmembrane transporter activity. The transcript has a single exon. Lineage: Eukaryota; Euglenozoa; Kinetoplastea; Trypanosomatida; Trypanosomatidae.